Molecule: messenger RNA, 1749 nt
Organism: Mytilus trossulus (common blue mussel)
Lineage: Eukaryota; Metazoa; Mollusca; Bivalvia; Mytilida; Mytilidae
Product: heme transporter FLVCR2-like
Exons: 12
Coding region: 292-1722 (476 amino acids)
Biological process (GO): transmembrane transport; heme export
Cellular component (GO): membrane
Molecular function (GO): heme transmembrane transporter activity; heme binding
Source: RefSeq, a predicted model, not a curated record
AGCAUACAUAUAGCAUAGUAUGUAUUGAUUUUAUUUAUAAUUACCACAUGAAUGCAUAACAUUGUGUAUUGACCUAGCUUGAUCGUUUAAAUGGAUUAAUUACAAAAGUCGAGUGAUAUUUAACUACAUUGCGAGAAAUUUUUGUAUAACAUCUACCAUGAUUUGAAAGAAACACACAGUUCAAGCUAACGUCUUCUUCAUCGAAAGUCAAAUCAUACUUUAUGGAAAAGCUAAUAACCAAAGGCUAGUUAGUGUAAGUCAAUUUCAAAGGAUCAAAUAAACCAGGUAACGAUGAGUUUGCAAGAAAAGCCAAUGCUACUUAAUGGAGAAGUGGACAACUCAAAAGAUCAACCAGAAUCACGAUUGUAUAAACGUCGAUGGGUCGUUAUAUUUGUCUUCUCAUUCUAUCUGUCUAGCAAUGCCUUUCAGUGGCUUUCUCUCAACAUAAUAGGUGACGUCAUAUUAACGUUUUAUAACGCGAGUUUACCGGAAGAUGAAUUAAAAAGAGACAUGUCACUUGAUUGGCUGUCUUUGAUUUAUAUGUUGACGUAUGUUACACUUAUUUUCCCCUCCAUGUGGUUUCUACAGAAAAAAGGAUUACGAGUAUCCACUUUGUGUGGGGCAUUUCUAAAUGCUAUUGGAGCUUGGAUAAAGGUAGCAUCUGUGAACUCUGACCGAUUUGGAGUUCUUAUGUUUGGACAAACUAUGUGCGCCAUUGCUCAGGUUUUCACUCUCAGUUUACCAGCAAGAAUAGCAGCAGUUUGGUUCGGUCCUAACGAAGUUUCUACAGCAACGGCUAUUGGGAUUUUUGGUAUCCAGAUUGGUCAUGCUAUGGGGUUUGUAAUACCUCCUAUUAUGGUACCAAACAGUAACAUUAUUGACGAUAUAGGCCAGAACUUAUCAAAAAUGUUUUACAUAAGUGCUGGUGUUUCUACAUUAUAUUUUGUUAUAUUGAUAGCUGUUUUCCGAGAGAAACCACCAUUACCUCCAAGUAAAGCUCAAAAGAAAGUACUAGACUUAACGAAGAAACAGGUGCAUUAUGGGAAAUCACUCCUCAAUUUCCUUAAAAACAGGGAUUUUUGCUUGGUUUGUGUUUCAUUUGCAAUGAACUUGGGUUGCUCCUAUGCCAUAUCAACCUUACUGAAUCCAAUCAUAUUGUUUUACUUCAAGAGUCAUCAGAAAGAUGCAGGAUUUAUCGGUCUUACAAUUAUUUUAUCGGGAGUUGUUGGUUCUAUAUUAUCUGGUUUAUGGUUGGAUCGGACUAAAACAUUUAAAGGAACAACAAUCGGGAUAUAUUUGAUAAGUUGUAUUGGAAUGGUUGUGUAUACAUUUAUUUUAAAACUAAAUCGUUUGUGGCUCGUGUAUGUGUGUGCAGGAUUUCUUGGGUUUUUUCUUACUGGCUACCGCCCUGUAGGAUUUCAGUUAGCCGCUGAGGUUACAUAUCCUGAAUGCGAAGGGACUUCAUCAGGAUUAUUAAAUUUAGCGGCUGAGAUUAUUGGAAUUGCAUCGACUAUUGGGAUGAGAGCACUGAUGACAAACGUCAGUAUAUUUGCCGCUAACACUACUGUAUGUGCUGCACUUCUUGUAGGAACCGUGCUUUCAGCAUUUAUCAGACCAAAUUAUAAAAGACAGGCGGCUGGCAAAGAGAUGCAUUCGACAAUGGAAGUGGAAAUAGCUGUUGAAAUUGAUGAAAAAUCAAAGAUUAAUUUGGAUAAAACAUGAUAAUAAUAAAACUAUUCAAUAUUUGUA